Molecule: messenger RNA, 1362 nt
Organism: Penicillium lagena
Lineage: Eukaryota; Fungi; Ascomycota; Eurotiomycetes; Eurotiales; Aspergillaceae
Product: Nur1/Mug154 family protein
Exons: 2
Coding region: 1-1362 (453 amino acids)
Biological process (GO): regulation of exit from mitosis; maintenance of rDNA
Source: RefSeq, a predicted model, not a curated record
AUGCCCCGCCUCGUCCGCCGCCGUCCACUGGCGGAGCGAAUUGGAUCCUAUUUGAACCCUUGGGACUUUCUACUCUGGGUGUCUGAGGAGAUCGAAGGAAAUGACUGGGAUCAACUGGAAAAGGACUGGGGGUUGGCUAUUGGGAUUGCGCUGAAUGCGAUUUUUCUCAUCGCGCGAGCAAACAGUCAGUCGAGUGGGAGCAGAGCCAUCGACGACGUGUUUGGGGAGGAAAGUGGCGUGCCCUGGGGUAGCUGGCUGGUAUCGAUUACCACGUCAUGUCUAACUUUGACUUCGUGCGCCAAUGCUACCUACACCUUUUACAAAACGAGAUCAUAUCGCCUGUUUGAAGCAGCCAUAGACAAGACACCUGCGACACCAUCUGCUCAACGAGUGCGAGUUGAUUCGAGCCCCAUGAUUGCGUCGCCGAUACGAUAUCUCGCCAAUGCGCUUUCCACCGAGCCAGCAGAGUCCAGGGCGCAUCCGGACGCGCACCGUGAUGUGUGGCAGCUUUCGGUUUGGGAUCCCUUGCCGAUCUGUUUACGGUUGUUCUGCAUGUUUAGCCCGGGACAUGUCAUCAUUUAUUGGCUUUUGCUGCCGACGCAGCUGUCUGAUCCCCGCCCCAGCGUGACGAUAGUAUUGACUAUCCUCUUUGCAUCGGUGCUUUCUGUGCAGCUGUCGUUCCUUUCAUCAUUCCACAAGCAGCAAGCGAAGGAUUUGACCUUGGUGCACAAGGAGGUUUUGAAGGAAUAUGACACCAAAUUUGUGCAUCCACGAACCCAGCCCCUGAUGCGCGACGUGGGCACCCAAUUCACUGAUACGAGUGCUGGAAGUUCCGACACCAAAUACAACAAGGUCGACGUGUAUACCCCGGCCUUCAAUAUCCAAGGGGGAUUUAAAACCAGUCCGAAUCCGAACUAUUUGAGCCAUGUCGACCCCGAAGGACUUUCCCCCAGGCGCCUGGCCACCACCUCCUCUACCCCCAGCUCUACCAUCUUCCAGGCGCAGCCAUCGUUGAACACACCACAAUUUUCGCGAGACGCUUCUCCCCUGGUGCGAACCUCGGGCAACGCAAUGCGACAGCCGCAGUUCCGGCCAUCAGCCAGCACUAGCACGGGCGACGGAGGCAGCCUGGGGGUCUACUCCCAUGCCAAUUCCCCUCUGCGCAAGUCAGCAUCGACUGCGUUUGACCGCCGACUGCAAAGCAACGGUGAUUUCUUUUACAAGGAGCGCGGCACGAGUCCGCUGAAGAAGCCUUCGAGUCCGCUCAAGCGUACCAGCGUGCCGGGACCUGCAAGUCCCGCGGUUGGCGUGCAUAGAACAGGAGGUAGUUUGGGUACCCGGCGAGAAACGGGCCGCUUUUGA